UAGAUACAAAUGUGAUUUUAAAAAUGGAGGUUUAAAAUUUAUUUUUAUCAAAAUAGAUAUCAAAAUUUGAAUAAGGAGGUAUCCUCAUCAGCCGCAGCUCGCGACAGAUCCAUUUCUCUGCUCUUCUUUAUUAGGUUGCAGUUCACUGGAACACACAACAACACAGCGAGAGAAAAGUAACGAAUGUCGGGAACAGAGGAAGAAAGCGCGGUGAAGGAGCCUUUGGAUCUCAUAAGGCUCAGUCUCGACGAACGUAUCUAUGUCAAACUUCGUUCUGAUAGAGAGCUUCGUGGAAAACUUCAUGCUUAUGACCAGCAUCUUAAUAUGAUUCUUGGUGAUGUUGAGGAAAUUGUUACCACUGUUGAAAUUGAUGAUGAGACUUAUGAAGAAAUUGUCAGGACUACAAAGCGGACAGUUCCAUUCCUAUUUGUCAGGGGAGAUGGGGUGAUAUUGGUUUCCCCACCACUGAGGACUGCAUAACAUGGACUGAUGAUGAACUAUGUAAUCAUUUUCAUGACAACUAUCACAAAAACUGUAUAUCUUCUUAACUAGUGAUCUCAUUGCUUAUGAUUAGAAUGCCUUCAAUUGGCAUGUUUGCUGGUGUUUUCUGCAAAACAUUCAAUUUUUCUGUUUUCUUUUUAUCAUGGGAAUGAGAAUCAUGGAAUGCUCUUGAUCGCAGCUUGGAGCUUCUGUCACAUAUUAGUGUCUCCAAGAUAAUGCCAAUGAUUCUUGAUUUAGUGUA
This is a messenger RNA of Lathyrus oleraceus (garden pea), 742 nucleotides long. RefSeq names its product sm-like protein LSM3B. The coding region runs from base 184 to 480 and encodes 98 amino acids. Gene Ontology annotation, biological process: mRNA splicing, via spliceosome. The record is from RefSeq and is a predicted model, not a curated record. Gene Ontology annotation, molecular function: RNA binding. The transcript is spliced from 4 exons. Lineage: Eukaryota; Viridiplantae; Streptophyta; Magnoliopsida; Fabales; Fabaceae.